AUGUUCUAAAAAUUUGGAUAACAACUCAAACCUAUAAUCAAUCGAUCUUCCUCAGAAAAUAGGAAAGAAUAGCCAGUGACUAAGCCUAAUUACCAUUUUACACAGAAAAGAGACAGAAGUGAUUCAAGAGUACAAUAAUCUACAGUUGAAGAUUAAAAUCAGAAUAGCUUAAAACCGUAAUCUAAUUUGAUCUAGAGUGUUCCUGCCCAAAGAUUGACCAUCAAGUUGCCAGACUUAAAAGGCUAUUAGAAGUAAAUGGAAAAAUCAACAUCAGGGGCUGAUUUAACAAAAAAGCCACCUCUUUUAAAAAACAGACUUAUAUUAGAUUCUAAAACUAAAUAACAGCUACAAGGAUAAUAGAGUUCAUUAACUCAGACUCUCCCAAUUAAGAGUUAAAGAGAGGAGAAUUAGACCAUCUAAUAAUAAGGAAAGAAUAAAAUAAAGAUUACACAUUGUAGUUAAUCUAGAGCAGGGUUUGAUGGGAUUUAAGAGAAAACGAAUUAAGAUCGAGAGUUAUGUUUAUAAUUGGAUGAUAAUAAUUAUGGCUUUGCAGUGAUGGAUGGACAUGGGAUGGAUGGAGAUUACGUGAGUUCGUUUAUUAAAGAGUUGUUAAAAUAUAAUUUAACUAAAUUUUAUAAGGUAUUUGAUUUUCAGAAGGUAUUCUUUGAGAUGCAUCAGAAGAUGAAAUUUUAGACAGAAUUUGGUUGUUAAUUUUCAGGGACUACUUUGACAGUAAUAUUAAUAAGAGAAAAUACUAUUCAUUGUGGAUGGGUAGGAGAUAGCAGAGCAAUCUUGGUUAAAAGGAACAGCAAUACCAACAAUUUAAAUGUAGUUGAAUUGUCAAUAGAUCAUAAACCACAUUAGGAGAAUGAAAGAAUCAGAAUUGAGUAGAAUGGAGGAGUAGUCGAUACAUAUCAUUUACCUAAUGGAGCACCUAUAGGACCAUCGAGAGUAUGGGCAAGAGGAGCCUAAUUCCCUGGAUUGGCAAUGAGCAGAAGUUUAGGAGACACUGUUGCUGCAGCUAUAGGAGUGUCUUAAACUCCAGAUAUCAAAUCAGUAGAGAUUGACAAUAAGGAGGAUAUAUUUAUAGUUUUAGGAUCUGAUGGAAUAUGGGAGUUUUUGGAGAAUUAGAGUAUAGCUGAUAUGGUGUAUCCGUUUUAUCAGAAGAAUGAUGCUUAGGGAGCAUGUUAGAAGAUAGUUCAAGAAUCAGUGGCUGGAUGGAAAGCUCAUAGUGAAGGAAUAGAUGACAUUACGGCAAUUGUUAUAUUCUUUUAAUAUGAAUUGUGA
Paramecium tetraurelia is the source of this 1287-nucleotide messenger RNA. RefSeq lists its product as uncharacterized. Gene Ontology annotation, molecular function: protein serine/threonine phosphatase activity. The transcript has 3 exons. Gene Ontology annotation, biological process: protein dephosphorylation. The record is from RefSeq and is a predicted model, not a curated record. Lineage: Eukaryota; Ciliophora; Oligohymenophorea; Peniculida; Parameciidae.